CACCGCUUAGGCACAAGCACAACUAGGUAGACUGGAAAAGACACUACCUUGGAGCCAUGAAGGUCCUUGUUGUCCUAAUCUUUGUGGUUUUCACUGGCUGUAAUGGCGACCUCCACCAUGCUGAUCAACCCAAGUCAAAGCUGAGCAUGUUUCGGGAUAUGUUCUGGGACUUGGUGAAAAUCUAUGCCCAUGCAACAGAUGAAACCAUCAAGCAGUUCAUGGAGACUGACACUGGACAGAGUUUGAAUGUCCAUUUGAAAGAAGAGGCCAAAGUGGUAGAGCAGUAUGUUAACAUAGCCUGGGACCAUCUUCCCCAAAAAACCAAGGACAUUAUUAGUCAUGCAAUCAUUGGGGCUAUAAGAAUUGCUCGCAGUGUAGACAGGUUUAUGUCCUCUUCAAAGCGCAGAGCCGAUCCAGAGGUUGAUAACUCACUGUGGCCCAUAGCAGAGGCGGCUGAAAUGAAGCUGAUGGAGGGAGCUGAACAGGUGAGGGAUAUGGCCUCUCCUCAUGCUGAAAUGUUGAGGGAAAAACUUGAACCUGUGGUCCAGGACAUACAGGAACAGAUCUAUUCCCUCGCAGUCCUCCUUCAACACCCGCUGAGUCAGCCUCCAUCUGAGUAAGGACAGGAAGAGAUGGCAUCAAAUGAGUGCAUUCUCUGACUCAAACAUCUACUUACUGCUUAUGUGAAAGUACAGCUAACACAUUUUGAAAGUUGAUAACCUUUUAAUAUAUUGUAAGUUUUAAGUACUGAUGAAUAGUACAUUUGAGAUCUUGACCACUAAUGGUGUUCUGUUCUUGUCUGAUGAAAAUAAAAGCAAUGGCAACUUGA
Molecule: messenger RNA, 829 nt
Organism: Cheilinus undulatus (humphead wrasse)
Lineage: Eukaryota; Metazoa; Chordata; Actinopteri; Labriformes; Labridae
Product: apolipoprotein A-I-like
Exons: 3
Coding region: 57-620 (187 amino acids)
Source: RefSeq, a predicted model, not a curated record